UGGCCAUCCAUUUGCACCAGUUGCUCCUCGAAGGUCAAUUCCGGAAAAGCUUGCGGCCUCUCGCGUCUCUAUCUUCUCCCUCAAGUUCGUCAAGUAGACAAUGUCUGGACGUGGAUUCGGUCGUGGUGGCGGUCGUGGUGGCCGUGGCGGUGGUCGUGGCGGUGGCCGCGGUGGCGGUCGUGGCGGCGGCCGUGGCUUCGGUGGAGGCCGUGGUGGCGGUCGUGGCGGCGGUCGCGGUGGCCGUGGUGCUGGUGGCCGUGGUGGCCGUGGAGGAGGCCGUGGCGGUGGCCGUGGUGGCGGCCGCGGUGGCAUGGCUGGCGGCGCCAAGGUGGUCGUGGAGCCUCACCGUCACGCCGGUAUCUUCAUUGCUCGCGGCAAGGAGGACGCUCUUGUGACGCUCAACUCGACCCCCGGCAAGUCUGUGUACGGCGAGAAGCGCAUCUCGGUGGACGUCCCGGCCGCCUCGGGCGAGGGCACUGAGAAGGUUGAGUACCGUGUGUGGAACCCGUUCCGCUCCAAGAUCGCCGCUGCCAUUCUGGGCGGUGUGGACAACAUCUGGAUCCAGCCUGGCGCCAAGGUGCUAUACCUGGGUGGUGCCUCCGGUACGACCGUGUCGCACGUGUCUGACAUUGUGGGCCCUACUGGUGCUGUGUACGCCGUCGAGUUCUCCCACCGUGUCGGCCGCGACCUCAUCAACAUGGCCAAGUCGCGCACCAACGUCGUCCCGAUCAUCGAGGACGCUCGUCACCCGCUCAAGUACCGUAUGCUCGUGCCCAUGGUCGACGUCGUGUUCGCAGAUGUCGCCCAGCCCGACCAGGCCCGUAUCGUUGCUAUCAACGCCUCUCACUUCCUCAAGAACGGUGGUCACUUCGUGAUCUCCAUCAAGGCUAGCUGCAUUGACUCCACGGCCCCGCCUGAGGCCGUCUUCGCUCGCGAGGUCAAGAAGCUGCAGCAGGAGCAGUUCAAGCCUGCUGAGCAGCUUACCCUGGAGCCGUACGAGCGUGACCACGCCGUCGUCGUCGGUGCCUACCGUGUGCCCAAGAAGGAGAAGAAGUAGAUCCUCUCAGGAAGAAGCCAAUUGGUUUACACUAACUAUGCAAUGUGUUUUACUACAUGCUUUGCCUAUGUAGGUCUCCGCCUGGAUAUGUGGAGCCUGCCUCUUCUUUCUGGAAAUCUUCAUUCAAGAGUCCAAGCUGCGCUCUUCCUCUAAAGUGUUGUGUAAGUCCAAGGUAUAUAUGUGAGCCGAGUGUAUGUUGCAUGUUUGCAUGUGAGUGGGGCGAUUCCAAUGGGAGGCUUGCUGUGAGGCAUCCUCCUAUUUUCUCGAUGAUUAGAAACAUUGCGUCGGGCGGACUGAACAAAACGGGGCUUGCUGUUGCCCCCACCCGCUGAAAAGUGGUCACUGGGGGCGGCUGUGGGUCCUAUCCGUGAUCGAAAGACGUCAUCAAGCCUCCAAGUGGGGUCAAUGAGAGAAAAGAAGGACAAGUGAUGAAGUACAUGUAUAGUUGGGUAGCUAGUCAUGAGGAAGAGUGCAGCGAGAAGAGGACGGCCGACACACUAAGGGCGGAGACGUAGUGUUUUUUUUUAUUCGUCUUCCUGUUCAACUCGCGCAUUAACUAACCUGUUGUGAUAAAUACAUUUAGUUUCAAUUGAUACUCGCCA
Phytophthora nicotianae INRA-310 is the source of this 1659-nucleotide messenger RNA. Its product is annotated as rRNA 2'-O-methyltransferase fibrillarin. The record is from RefSeq and is a predicted model, not a curated record. The coding region runs from base 101 to 1057 and encodes 318 amino acids. Gene Ontology annotation, cellular component: nucleolus; box C/D methylation guide snoRNP complex; small-subunit processome. The transcript has a single exon. NCBI's taxonomy places the organism in Eukaryota, Oomycota, Peronosporomycetes, Peronosporales, Peronosporaceae. Gene Ontology annotation, molecular function: rRNA methyltransferase activity; RNA binding; histone H2AQ104 methyltransferase activity. Gene Ontology annotation, biological process: box C/D sno(s)RNA 3'-end processing; rRNA methylation.